Raphanus sativus (radish) is the source of this 1122-nucleotide messenger RNA. Its product is annotated as probable methyltransferase At1g27930. Bases 135 to 1004 code for a protein of 289 amino acids. NCBI's taxonomy places the organism in Eukaryota, Viridiplantae, Streptophyta, Magnoliopsida, Brassicales, Brassicaceae. The transcript has a single exon. Gene Ontology annotation, biological process: xylan biosynthetic process. The record is from RefSeq and is a predicted model, not a curated record.
GGCCAUUCUCCAAGAAAUAGUAACCUACUAUUUUUCAACGCAUUCACAUUUCUAUCUCCUCAUUUCAUGGUGUCUGAAACUUGACAAAACACACAAAAAGAAACAGUCAGAUCUGAAAUAAAGAAACAAACAGGAUGAGCAACAUAAUCCCAUCGGAGAAACGAUCGAUCGUCACCUUCGUUUUACUUGCCGGUCUUAUCGGCAGCGCUCUACUCUUCACAGCCUUCAUACGAUCAGCCGACGACGCUUUCUUCCUCUGCUCCACCGCAAGCGCCAAAAGCCGAGCGGUGGCCGCAGCGGCAGAUUACUCAGCGACACCGAUCCAGCUCCAAGCCAUCGUCCACUACGCGACCUCCACCAUAACCCCACAACAAAACAUCCACGAGAUCUCAAUCUCUUUCAACGUCUUGAAAGAGCUAGCUCCGGCCAACUUCCUCGUCUUCGGUCUGGGCCUCGACUCGCUCAUGUGGGCUUCUCUUAACCCACGUGGCAAAACCAUGUUCCUCGAAGAAGAUCUCGAGUGGUUUCAGAAAGUAACCAAAGACUCUCCUUUCCUCCACGCCCAUCACGUGCGCUACAGAACGCAGCUACAAGAAGCCGACAAGCUUCUGCGUUCUUACAAAACCGAACCUAGCUGUUUCCCUGCGAAGGCGUAUCUCAGAGGAAACGAACGUUGUAAGCUCGCUCUCACGGGGCUUCCGGACGAGUUCUACGACACGGAGUGGGAUCUGAUCAUGCUCGAUGCUCCUAAAGGUUACUUCGCCGAAGCUCCGGGAAGAAUGGCGGCGAUUUACUCGGCGGCGGUUAUGGCUAGGAGCCGGAAGAAACCUGGAGUCACUCACGUGUUCUUGCACGACGUUAACCGGAGGGUUGAGAAGACUUUCGCGGAGGAGUUUCUAUGCGCAAAAUACAGAGUUCAUGCCGCCGGGAGGUUAUGGCAUUUCGCGAUUCCUCCGGUGGCUGCAAACGCUACAAUCGACGGUGGCGAUUACAGGUUUUGUUAAAGAUUGUGACACGUCACACAGCUUUUGUCAUUUCCACUUUUGCCCCUUUUCACUUUUCGGAUCUUAUUACAUAGGGUUCACUUAUUAUCUGAUUUAAUGCCGACAGUUUUGGAUCUCA